Molecule: messenger RNA, 1610 nt
Organism: Pollicipes pollicipes
Lineage: Eukaryota; Metazoa; Arthropoda; Thecostraca; Pollicipedomorpha; Pollicipedidae
Product: RNA polymerase II-associated protein 1
Exons: 10
Coding region: 2-1294 (430 amino acids)
Biological process (GO): transcription by RNA polymerase II
Source: RefSeq, a predicted model, not a curated record
GAUGGCGGCGGUCACAGACUCGCCGGCCGCGGGGCGACUGCCGGCGCCAGCGCCGGAAGUGGGCGAAGACCAGGCGAUGGAGCAGCUGGAACGGGUGAAGGAUCAGCUGCCCAUCGACCUGGCCGAGGCCAGGAAGUGGCCGCACAUGGAUCACGUCGAGCCGGAGAAGCUGCUGUGGAUGACGCAACUGCCGGCGCCGAAGGUGGAGCACGGCCAGACCGGCUUUGUCGCCCGCUUCGACUUCGAAGGCGCACUGCUGCCGUUCGCCGCCGCGCCGCCGGCACACAGCGCGCUCUACCACCACGGCCAGGAGCCGGGCCGCGCCGGCUACACGGUGGACGAGCUGUUCCGGCUGAUACGCUCGGCCGCGCAGCAGCAGCGUGCUCGGCCUCCAGACGCUGGCCAACGUACUGCGCAAGUGUGUCUGGACCGCGUGCUCGGCUGGAGUCGGGGUCUGGAGCAGCCGUCGCUGCCCACCUCGGUGGACACGGAGCCGGACACGGACCGGCAGUACCAGGCAGAGGAGCCCGGCCUCAAGGACGGCGACGUCACCCGGCUGGACGCCGUGCGCGGUCUGGUCCGCAUCGAUACGCUGCCGAGGCUGAGGUACAUACUGGAGGUGCUGCGGCCGUCUCCACCGGCUGUGAUCUCUGCCGUGCGCUUGCUGACCCGCUGCUGCCGACACUCGCUGCAACUGGCGUCCGAGGUGGCCGCCUGCCCGCGCCUGCUCCACACGCUGGUCACCGCCUUCCUGCCCGUCUGCGGCGCGGCACCGCUAGAGGGCUGCGAGAACGUGGCCCAGCUCAGCUCCGUGUAUGGGGUGCCGCUGCACCACGUGGUCAGGCUGCUGCGUGUGCUGGCCGUGCAGAGCGCGCAGCUGGCCGGCCGGCUGGUGCGCCAGCACCCCGUCCUGCCGGCCCUGCUCAGCUACGUGGCCAUCAACCCCAGUGAGAGCGGGAUGCCGACUCAGGAGGUGCUUACCCUGGCCGUGGAGGCGUACCGGCUCUGGACCGUGCUGCUCAGCUACGGACUCGGUGACUCUCACUUCAUCGAGUUCUUCCCGCUGCUGGUGCGGCAGCUGCACUUCUACCUGGCCGCCGUGUCCGUCAACGAGGCGGCGGAGACCAACCGACACAACCACGACCUGGCCACCUGCCUUCUGGCGCUGUGCCGCGCCGCCGUCUGCGCCGCCUGGAGCAACCACCAGACCGAGCUGCUCAACCGCGCCGGGGCCGACAUGACGGCGCCUGGGCGCUGCGCUGGGGUCACGUGGCCGGCCUGCUGGAGCCGGUAGAGCAGUGCACCAGGAAGUGGCUGCGGGAGGCGACGCGGGCCGACCAGCUGACGGACAACGUGCUGCAGCUGCUGGGCGGCUGCUUCCAGUUCCUGACGGCGUUUCACGAGCGCUGGGCACGCCUGGGUCUGGACGACACCGUCCCCCGGCUGCGCAGCAUCCAGCGCCUCUGCGACGACACUGUCGUUCCAUUUGUGACAGCGGACGCGUGCCGGCAACAGCUUGCGAAACUUAGGGAGUUCUCGAGCCUGCUGAGCGGGCUGGAGUCGGGCCGCGGCCGCGACCCGGCCAGCCUGCCGUCAGCGGCAGCUGUCGG